AUGGCCCCCAUUUGUCUAGUGAAUAAUGAAGAGGAGAAGUUGACGGUGAAUCCAGAAGCAAUAAAGAUCCUUGACAAGAUUUCUCAGCCUGUGGUGGUGGUGGCCAUUGCAGGGCUGUAUCGUACAGGAAAAUCCUACCUCAUGAACUGCCUGGCAGGACAGAAGCAUGGCUUCCCUCUGGGCUCCACAGUGAGGUCUACAACCAAGGGCAUCUGGAUGUGGUGUGUGCCCCACCCCUGCAAGCCCAACCACACCCUGAUCCUUCUGGACACUGAGGGCCUGGGCAAGGUGGAAAAGGGUGACCCUAAGAAUGACUCGUGGAUCUUUGCCCUGGCUGUGCUUCUGAGCAGCACCUUUGUCUACAACAGCAUUAGCACCAUCAACCACCAGGCCCUGGAGCAGCUGCACUAUGUGACUGAACUGACAGAGCUAAUCAGGGCAAAAUCCUCCUCGACACCUGGUGAAGUAGAGGACUCUUUCAAGUUUGUAAGUUUCUUCCCAGACUUUGUUUGGACUGUACGGGACUUCAUGCUGGAGCUGGUGAUAGAUGGACACAGCCUUACAGAAGAUGAGUACCUGGAAGAUGCCUUGAAGCUGAUUCCAGGCAAGAAUCCCAAAAUCCAGAAUUCCAAUGUGCCUAGAGAGUGCAUCAGGCAUUUCUUUCCAAAUCGGAAGUGCUUUGUCUUUGACCGGCCAACAAAUGACAAACGUCUCUUAUUACAUAUGGAGAAUGUGUCAGAAGACCAGCUGGAUAGUAAUUUCCAACGGCAGUUAGAAAAUUUCUGUUCCUAUAUCUUCACCAAUGCAAAAACCAAGACCCUGAGAGAGGGAAUCAUUGUCACUGGAAACCGGCUGGGUAUACUUGUGGAGACCUAUGUGGAUGCCAUCAACAGUGGAUCAGUACCUUGUUUGGAGAACGCAGUGACAACUCUGGCCCAGCGUGAGAACGCAGUGGCCGUGCAGAAGGCAGCCAACCACUACAGUGAGCAGAUGGCCCAGCACAUGAGGUUCCCCACAGACACGCUGCAGGAGCUGCUGGACGUGCACAUGGCAUGUGAGAGGGAGGCCAUUUCAGUCUUCAUGGAGUGCUCCUUCAAAGAUGACAGACAAGAAUUCCAGAAGAAGCUCAUGGAGACCAUAGAGAAAAAGAAGGAAGAUUUCUCACUGCAGAAUGAAGAGGCAUCUGUCAAAUUUUGCCAGGCUGAGCUUAAGUGGCUUUCAGAGCCCCUGAUGGAAAGUGUUUCAAGAGGCACUUUCUCUGUUCCUGGAGGGCACAGUCUCUACUUAGAAGCAAAGAAGAAGGUUGAACAUGACUAUGAGCUAGUGCCUGGGAAAGGAGUUAAGGCAGAUGAAGUCCUCCAGAACUUCCUGCAGUCGCAGGCGGCUAUAGAGAAAUCCAUCCUGCAGUCAGACAAAGCCCUCACAGACGGAGAGAAGGACUUAGCAGCCGAGCGGGCCAAGAAGGAGGCAGCUGAGAAGGAGCAGGAGCUGCUCAGACAGAAACAGAAGGAGCAGCAGCAAAUGAUGGAGGCUCGAGAGAGAAGCUACCAGGAAAAUCUCGCACGACUGAAGGAGAAGAUGGGGAAGGAAAGGGAAAACCUUCUGAGAGAGCAGAAAAGGAUGCUGGAGCACAAGCUGAAGGUUCAAAAAGAACUGCUUAAUGAAGGAUUUAAAAUGAAAUCUGAAGAAUUGCAUACACAGAUAUAUCUACUAACGAAAGAGAUUGAAAAAACUGAAAAAUGUGAACACUCAUUAGGUUCUUGGAUCUUUGAUGAAAUUGACCAUUUGUUAGUGGGCAAAAUGCAAGGUCCUGACCUUGGUGGAACAGCUAAGCAGUCCAAGAAGGAGGCAGCUGAGAAGGAGCAGGAGCUGCUCAGACAGAAACAGAAGGAGCAGCAGCAAAUGAUGGAGACUCAAGAAAGAAGCUUCCAGGAGAACAUGGCCCAACUGAAGGAGAAGAUGGAGCAAGAAAGAGAAAACCUUCUGAGAGAGCAGGAAAGGAUGCUGGAGCACAAGCUGAAGGCCACCGUGGCAUCUGAAGACAUGAGGGCCCCCAUAUGUCUGGUGGAAAACAAGAACAUGCAGCUGUCAGUGAAUCAGCAAGCUUUGCAGAUUCUCGAGAAGAUUUCUCAGCCUGUGGUGGUGGUGGCCAUUGUAGGGCUGUACCGUACAGGAAAAUCCUACUUGAUGAACCGCCUGAUGAGACAGAACCGAGGCUUCCCUCUAGGCUCCACGGUGCGGUCGGAAACCAAGGGCAUCUGGAUGUGGUGUGCACCUCACCCCUGCAAGCCCAGCCACACCCUGGUCCUUCUGGACACUGAGGGCCUGGGCGAUGUAGAAAAGAGUGAUCCUGAGAAUGACUUGUGGAUCUCUGUCCUGAUCAUGCUGCUGAGCAGCACCUUCAUCUACAACAGUAUGGGCACCAUCGACAAUCAUGCCUUGGAGCAGCUACUGUAUCCUUUCAAGGACCAAACUACCAUGUUUCAUUGA
Galeopterus variegatus (Sunda flying lemur) is the source of this 2490-nucleotide messenger RNA. RefSeq names its product guanylate-binding protein 4-like. The record is from RefSeq and is a predicted model, not a curated record. Bases 1 to 2490 code for a protein of 829 amino acids. Gene Ontology annotation, molecular function: GTPase activity; GTP binding. The transcript is spliced from 14 exons. Gene Ontology annotation, biological process: defense response to Gram-positive bacterium; defense response to protozoan. Lineage: Eukaryota; Metazoa; Chordata; Mammalia; Dermoptera; Cynocephalidae.